Polyodon spathula (Mississippi paddlefish) is the source of this 1369-nucleotide messenger RNA. Its product is annotated as growth hormone secretagogue receptor type 1-like. Gene Ontology annotation, molecular function: growth hormone secretagogue receptor activity. The coding region runs from base 5 to 1222 and encodes 405 amino acids. Lineage: Eukaryota; Metazoa; Chordata; Actinopteri; Acipenseriformes; Polyodontidae. Gene Ontology annotation, cellular component: plasma membrane. Gene Ontology annotation, biological process: hormone-mediated signaling pathway; G protein-coupled receptor signaling pathway. The transcript has 2 exons. The record is from RefSeq and is a predicted model, not a curated record.
GUUCAUGUUUUUUCCUCCCAUUCCGGAAUGCGAAGUCACCGACUCGGCUACUAUCAGCACUCCAUUGAAGUACUGUGCUGGGCUUAGGAUCUGUAUACCUCGAGUACAGAGUUUGAAACUCAGGAUGUCAAACGAGACGGCAAAUGUUAACUGCUCGCACAACUGCAGCUGGUCUGAUAUGGACAAUUGGGACAACUUAUCAUACUGGGAUACUGACUACCCAAUCAAUCUUUUUCCUAUCCCAGUUUUGACAGGAAUAACGGCUACCUGCAUCUGUCUCUUCAUUGUUGGAACUGCAGGGAAUUUAAUGACAAUGUUGAUCGUCUCCAAAUUCAAGGACAUGAGGACAACUACCAAUCUCUACCUAUCCAGCAUGGCCUUUUCAGACCUCCUUAUAUUCCUCUGCAUGCCUUUGGACCUUUACAGAAUCUGGCGUUAUAGACCUUGGAAUUUUGGGGACGUGCUUUGCAAGGUAUUCCAGUUCACCAGCGAAAGUUGCACGUACUCCACAAUCCUCAAUAUAACAGCUCUUAGCGUGGAGAGAUACUUUGCAAUAUGUUUCCCACUCCGGGCAAAAGUGUUUGUGACUAAGGGUCGAGUGAAAGGUGUAAUAUUGAUUAUCUGGAUAUUGGCAUUUGUCAGCGCUGGUCCCAUAUUCGUUUUGGUUGGAGUCGAACACGAGAACGGUACUGAUCCGUGGGAGACAAACGAGUGUAAGGCGACAGACUACGCUAUCCGGUCUGGCCUCCUUACUAUAAUGGUGUGGGUUUCCAGCAUCUUUUUCUUCUUGCCGGUUUUUUGCUUGACUGUACUCUAUAGCCUUAUUGGAAGAAAGUUGUGGAAGAGAAAAAGAGAGACCAUAGGACCCAGCAUGUCAUCCAGAGAUAAGAGCAGCAAGCAAACUGUGAAAAUGCUGGCUGUGGUGGUGUUCGCCUUUGUACUCUGUUGGCUCCCUUUUCACGUUGGACGGUAUCUCUUCUCUAAAUCUUCAGAGGCUGGCUCUUUGUUAAUGUCUCAGAUCAGUCAGUAUUGCAACUUAGUCUCCUUCGUCCUCUUCUACUUAAGCGCAGCCAUCAACCCAAUUCUUUACAAUAUCAUGUCCAAGAAGUACCGGGUGGCUGCUUGCAAACUCUUUGGCCUUAAACAAGCACCAAGAGGGACAGCUUCUACCGUGAAGGAUGAAAGCACUCCUGUUUGGACAGAGUCGAGUGUCAGCACAUGACCACCUCGUAAUGGAGCUCCUCCAAGCGACUCAUGGGCUAAUGAUACUGACAUCAGCUUAAGACACGUACUUGCCUCUCAAGUACAGAAAUAUUCAUCUUUGAAACAUAUGACUGGAUGUUCACGUCCAGCCCUUGCCUUUCCAUUC